This is a messenger RNA of Etheostoma cragini (Arkansas darter), 1378 nucleotides long. Its product is annotated as gastrula zinc finger protein XlCGF8.2DB-like. The transcript is spliced from 2 exons. Gene Ontology annotation, cellular component: nucleus. Bases 321 to 1289 code for a protein of 322 amino acids. Gene Ontology annotation, biological process: central nervous system development; regulation of transcription by RNA polymerase II. The record is from RefSeq and is a predicted model, not a curated record. NCBI's taxonomy places the organism in Eukaryota, Metazoa, Chordata, Actinopteri, Perciformes, Percidae. Gene Ontology annotation, molecular function: RNA polymerase II cis-regulatory region sequence-specific DNA binding; DNA-binding transcription factor activity, RNA polymerase II-specific.
UUUCCCUGUUUCCUGCAGAUGUUGAGCAGCUGUUGGUGGUUAAAGAAGAAGUUCCCCUUGAGCAGCAGGAGUGUAGCUCCAGUGUGGACCAUGAGGAGACAGAGACCCCCCCACACAUUAAAGAGGAGCAGGAGGAACUGUGGAGCAGUCAGGAGGGAGAGCAGCUUCAAGGGCUGGAGGAGGCUGAUAUCACCAAGUUCCCAUUCACUCCUGUCCCUGUGAAGAGUGAAGAUGAUGAAGAGGAAGCUCAGUCCUCACAGCUUCAUCAAAGACAAACAGCUGAUGGAGAGAAAGGGCUUCACCAGAGACGGACUGAACUCAUGGAAACAGAAGCUGAUGGAGAGGACUGUGGAGGACCAGAACCAGCCAGGAACUCACAUCCACUUUUACAACCAGAGACUGAAGAUCAGACUGGAGACUCUUCGGAGACGGACGACAGCGACUGGUCUCAGACUAACGAAGCUCGCUCGGGUUUAGCGGCGGCUCAGAAACGUAGCAAGUCUGCAGAGAGCAAUGCUGGUUCUCCGGCCAAGGAGCGUCCGUUUCCCUGCUCGUACUGUGGCAAGAGAUUCAGCUUGAAGGGAAACCUAAACCGACACAUCCGAGACCACACGGGCGAGCGCCCAUUUCCUUGCACCGGUUGCGACAAGUCGUUCAAGGACAGCGGCUCUCUGACGGCGCACAUGCGCUGCCACACGGGCGAGCAGCCGUACAGUUGCCUGUUCUGCGGGAAGAACUUCAGCGGCAGAGGCAACAUGACGCGGCACAUGAGGAUCCACACGGGGGAGAAACCUUUCAGCUGCUCGCUGUGCAGCAAGAGCUUCCACGUCAAAGAGCACCUGAGCCGACACAUUAAGUACCACACAGGGGAGAAGCCCUUCAGCUGCUUGGUGUGUGGAAAGGGCUGCGCGCAGAAGACCGACCUGAAGAAACACAUGAGGGUGCACACGGGCGAGAAGCCCUUCAGCUGUCCUUUCUGCGGAAAGAGCUGCUCCGAGAAGGGAGACCUGACCAAGCACAUGCGCGUGCACACGGGCGAGAAGCCGUUCAGCUGCAACGUGUGCGGGAAGAGCUGCGCGCAGAAAGGCAGCCUGAAGAUCCACAUGAGGGUGCACACGGGCGAGAAGCCCUUCAGCUGCUCGGUCUGCGCCAAGCGCUUCACCGUCACCGGGCAUCUCAAGAGACACAUGAAGCUGCACGCCGACGACGCACACUCUCCUUCAGACAAUCAACAGGAAGUGGAAGCUUCGGACAAACAACAGGAAGUGGAAGCUUUGGACACAUCAUGACUAAGAACAGGCGUUUGAAUGUUCCUUCUAAAAAUUACCAUAUUUGCACAUUAAAAAUGUCUUAUAACGUAAUUUAAACAACGUAGACC